AUGGACGACGAAGCAGUACUGCGAGCCAGAAUCGCUGCGCUCGCUGGUCAAAUCGACGAGCGCAAACAUAUCGCUGCCCAACCACAUGCCUAUCAAGGCCCGCCUCACUUCCAAUCCACGCGAGGUCAUCACCGCUGGGCUCCAUAUGCGCGCGGCGGCCGCGCAGGCCUCCACAAACCGCACAAGAAUCGGACGCUCGUCAUCGCGGGUGCUCAAAACAACACGAUUGCGAGUCCAUGUGGCGAUACGAUCACCACACGUCCUCCUGUCGCGCCUUCGCCUGCAGAAGAUACAUUCAUCAGCACGCGCGGCGCGAAGGCGAACAAGCUAAUGACCAAGCAUAUCUUUGAGCGUGAACAAAAGCAGCGGCAACACUUCCAGGAAGCACAAUCUGAGAUUAAGCGUCCCAAGUUGGGUCGUGGCCCAUCUGAUGAUGCCCACGUAACCAAGCCUGCGACACAGCACCGCGAGCUUGAAAUCGAGGGCAUUCGAUUUCAGCUCAAAGACGACGGAAGCAAGCUUAUUCGGAUUCCCGACUCGGCCACUAUUGGAAAGGACACACCCAAAAGGGCCAAGGUUGCAGAUGUUAAAUUUCUGCGCACCAAGAACGGCAAUCUCAUCCGCGUAACAGCUCGACAAGCCGAUCACAGAUCCAAGACGCGCAUGCCGAAGGCGCAAUGCGAGAACUUUACGAAAUACGGUACCUGUACGUUCGGACCCUCAUGCAAGUUCUCCCACAACCCGACCAAGGUUGCCAUCUGCAAGGACUUCAUGCGCAACGGGACUUGCCAAGCCAGAAAGACAUGCGACCUGUCCCAUGAAUUGACGUAUCAUCGCGURCCGGCGUGCACUCAUUUCCUUCGUGGCAACUGCACCAACAAUGCAUGCCGCUAUCCCCAUGUCAACGUGUCCCCUACUGCUCGUGUUUGCCGUGCUUUCGCCACACUCGGUUACUGCGCCAAAGGCCCAGACUGUGACAAUCGUCAUGYAUUCGAGUGCCCAGACUAUGCCAAUCACGGUCGCUGUGCCGCCCUUGAGAAAAACUCCUGCUCGCUGCAGCAUAUCGACCGCGCUGGUGCAUUGCGUAAGGCCGAAAAACGACAAGGCAAGACAGUCCCCGAAGACGAUUCGGACAUGUCUAGCGACGAGGAAGAAGGACGAGAAAAGGGCUACAAGCAAGCGGCGUACGACAGCGAGUCUGAUGUCGAUACAGACAUUGAGAUGGAGUCGGGCGGCUUUGAGCAGCAAGAUUUCAUGGCACUCUCAUAG
Messenger RNA from Ramularia collo-cygni, 1269 nucleotides. RefSeq lists its product as uncharacterized. Lineage: Eukaryota; Fungi; Ascomycota; Dothideomycetes; Mycosphaerellales; Mycosphaerellaceae. Gene Ontology annotation, molecular function: metal ion binding. The transcript is spliced from 4 exons. The coding region runs from base 1 to 1269 and encodes 422 amino acids. Gene Ontology annotation, cellular component: nucleus. The record is from RefSeq and is a predicted model, not a curated record.